Messenger RNA from Nannospalax galili (Upper Galilee mountains blind mole rat), 933 nucleotides. RefSeq names its product olfactory receptor-like protein OLF3. Gene Ontology annotation, biological process: G protein-coupled receptor signaling pathway. Gene Ontology annotation, molecular function: olfactory receptor activity; G protein-coupled receptor activity. NCBI's taxonomy places the organism in Eukaryota, Metazoa, Chordata, Mammalia, Rodentia, Spalacidae. The record is from RefSeq and is a predicted model, not a curated record. Bases 1 to 933 code for a protein of 310 amino acids. Gene Ontology annotation, cellular component: membrane. The transcript has a single exon.
AUGGGCCAGGAAACUGCCAACCAGACAUGGGUGAACGAGUUCAUCUUGUUGGGGCUGUCCAGUGACUGGGGCACUGAAGUCUUCCUCUUUGUCCUGAUUUUGGCUAUGUACGUGGUGACUGUGGUGGGGAAUUCCUUGAUUAUUCUCCUCAUUAGACUGGACAGCAGACUUCAUACACCCAUGUACUUCUUUCUUAGUGGUCUGUCCUUGGUAGACCUCAGCUAUGGAAAUAGUAUUGCCCCGCAAAUGUUGGUCCACUUUGUCUCUGCCCAAAAGCUCAUCCCAUUCCAUAGCUGUGUGCUCCAGCUCUAUGUCUCCCUGGCACUGGGUGGUUCCGAGUUCUUCCUACUGGGAGCUAUGUCCUAUGACCGCUAUGUGGCGGUGUGCCACCCACUGCACUACACAGUCAUCAUGGAUAGGGGACUGUGCUUGCGGCUGGCUGCCAGUUGCUUGGUGGCUGGUUUCUUGAACUCACUGAUGGAAACAAUCAUCACUUUCCGCCUUCCUCUGUGUCACAACGUUAUUAACCACUUCGCCUGUGAGACCCUCGCAGUGCUUCGGCUAGCCUGUGUGGACAUCUCUUUCAAUAAGGUCAUGGUGGCCAUUUCAGGAUUUCUGGUCAUCAUGCUCCCCUGUUCGAUGACUCUGUUCUCUUACGCUCACAUAGUCACUGCCAUUCUGCGGAUCCGCUCCACCCAGGGCCGUCACAAAGCCUUUGGAACUUGUGCCUCUCACCUCACUAUGGUGUGCAUGUGCUUUGGGGCUAGCAUCUUCACCUACCUGGGGCCCCGCUCUGCCUCCUCCACGGACCAGGAGAAGAUGGUUGCUUUAUUCUAUGCUGUGGGAGCACCCAUGUUGAACCCUGUCAUCUACAGCUUGAGAAAUAAGGAAGUCAUGGCUGCUCUUAGGAAACUUGUAGAGAAAUUCAGAUAA